This is a messenger RNA of Phragmites australis (common reed), 2353 nucleotides long. RefSeq names its product probable protein phosphatase 2C 6. NCBI's taxonomy places the organism in Eukaryota, Viridiplantae, Streptophyta, Magnoliopsida, Poales, Poaceae. The coding region runs from base 329 to 1840 and encodes 503 amino acids. The transcript is spliced from 4 exons. Gene Ontology annotation, biological process: protein dephosphorylation. Gene Ontology annotation, molecular function: protein serine/threonine phosphatase activity; cation binding. The record is from RefSeq and is a predicted model, not a curated record.
CCCCCUCGCCUCGCCUCACCCUCCUCCUCCCUCCUUUCUGCAGGCUACUUACCGAACCCAACAGUUACCCUGCUCAACGGCCGCCAAUCUCCCUCCGCUUCCCCGUUCCCUGGGCCGACGCCGCGUGCUGCUCGCUUACUGCGCACUUGGUGCCGCGCGUAAGUUUCCUUCCUUGCUGACGAGGAGGGCGCUGCCCUGUGGCUUGGUUCGGAUCCGCGCCUGGUUGCUAGCUCGGCGUGCGAGCGGGAGCGGUGCGCGGCGUGGUGGGGCGGAUCGGCGCAGAUCUGGAGGCCCAUGAGGAGGCGCCGGCGGAGGGGUAGCGGGAGCGAUGCGGUGCUGCGGACGAGGAGGUGAGCCCGCGUGGGAAGGUGAUCCUGGCGGAGGGGGAGGCGGAGGCGGAGGCGGAGGGGUGGGGGAGGCUGGAGGGACGGAAGACUUCGUAGCGGUGGUGGCCCCGCUCGCCGCGCCGCCGGCGCCGGCGUUUAACCCCGCGGCGGCAGCGGACCCCAUCGCAGCGGCGGUCGUGGGGGCCAUGGAAGGGGUGUCGGUGCCCGUGCCCCCGGUCAAGACAGCGUCGGCGGUUGAGGACGACGCACUGGCUCCGGAAUGGGAAGGGGGAGAGGCGUCGGUGGCGGGGAGCCCGUGCUCGGUGGCCAGCGACUGCAGCAGCGUAGCGAGCGCAGACUUCGAGGGGGUCGAGCUGGGCUUCUUCGGUGCGGCGGCAGGUGCCGCGAUGGUGUUCGAGGACUCGGCAGCAUCUGCAGCCACGGUCGAGGCGGAGGCAGGGGUCGCGGCUGGCGGGAGGAGCGUCUUCGCCGUGGACUGUGUGCCGCUGUGGGGUUACACGUCCAUAUGUGGCCGCCGGCCGGAGAUGGAGGAUGCCGUUGCCACGGUGCCGCGAUUCUUCGACGUGCCGCUAUGGAUGCUCACCGGCAAUGCCUUGGUCGAUGGGCUCGAUCCCACGACAUUCCGUCUGCCCGCACAUUUCUUCGGCGUGUACGAUGGCCACGGUGGUGCACAGGUUGCAAACUACUGUCGGGAGCGCCUCCACGUGGCGCUGGUGGAGCAGCUGAGCAGGACAGAGGAGACUGGGUCUGCAGCUAACUUGGGGGACGUAGAGUUCAAGAAGCAGUGGGAAAAGGCCUCUGUGGACUGCUUCUCCAGAGUGGAUGACGAGGUUGGUGGCAAGGCGAGCCGUGGAGGAGGCGGUGGCUCAGGCACAAGCGAUGCUGCUGCGGCGGUUGUGCUAGAACCUGUGGCACCAGAAACUGUGGGUUCGACGGCGGUGGUCGCUAUCAUCUGCUCCUCACAUAUCAUUGUCGCCAAUUGUGGAGAUUCACGAGCAGUGCUCUACCGUGGCAAGCAGCCCGUGCCUCUGUCGGUGGAUCAUAAACCUAACAGGGAGGAUGAGUAUGCAAGGAUUGAGGCAGAGGGUGGCAAGGUCAUACAGUGGAAUGGCUAUCGAGUUUUCGGUGUUCUUGCAAUGUCUCGAUCAAUUGGUGACAGAUAUCUGAAGCCAUGGAUAAUACCAGUCCCAGAGGUCACAAUUGUUCCUCGAGCAAAGGAUGAUGAGUGCCUUAUCCUUGCCAGCGAUGGCCUCUGGGACGUAAUGUCAAACAAAGAGGUAUGUGAUGUUGCCCGCAAGCGGAUACUUCUAUGGCACAAAAAGAAUGGCACAAGCUCAUCAUCAGUCCCACGACUUGGUGAUUCCGCAGAUCCAGCUGCUCAAGCUGCUGCCGAGUGCUUGUCAAAGCUUGCUCUCCAGAAGGGGAGCAAAGACAACAUUACCGUUAUUGUAGUUGACCUCAAGGCACAUCGGAAGUUCAAGAGCAAAACUUAACCAUGGCCUGAUGAACAACUAGUGAAAAAUUGCUAGGAACCUAUAGAUUUGGAGAAUCCAAAUUUUAGUCCGCUGCCUUAGUAUAUUAUUACUUAGCCCAGUUCUUUCUUUUCUCAGCUUUUUUUCCCUCCCCAUUUGGGCUGCCAAGGGCUGUAUUCCCAUAUAUGGAACAGAUUGCAAAAUCCGCAUCAGGGUUUGUCUCCUGAUUGCGGUGAUGAUCCUGUUUUCUAUUCUUCUUUCUUCGUUGCCCCGUAUUCUUUUUGUUAAGCCGGGCGCGUCCAUGUAUCUGGUAAUGUAUAUUUCAGCUUGUAGGGUACAGAAGGAACAAAGUGUUAUAAAGGAUUCCGUAUCCUGCCUGCCUGACGUGAAAUUCACCAAUACAUCAGCUGGUAAUACUAUGUUGUAUGCAUCGGAAAUUUGAAGCUUGAUUGCUCCGUGAGGGAAACCUUUUGUUUCUGGACCGAUUGUGCCUGAUUGUUACUGUUAAGCUUGCUAAUGCGAUUGUUUCUGCCA